This is a messenger RNA of Bombyx mandarina (wild silkworm), 1018 nucleotides long. It is a transcript of the gene Brms1, whose product is annotated as breast cancer metastasis-suppressor 1-like protein. Lineage: Eukaryota; Metazoa; Arthropoda; Insecta; Lepidoptera; Bombycidae. The record is from RefSeq and is a predicted model, not a curated record.
CACAAAUUUAUUUUGACGUAGGUAUUCAAAUUUUGCAAUUUACUAAUUGGAGCGAAAACACAAUUCAUUACAAAAUUAAAAUUAAUUCUACUUCAUAAUUAAAAAUAUAUUUCCGUAAUGCCGUCAAUGAAAGUGGAAGGCGAUAGUGAUGGAGACGGAGAAAUGUCUGGGGGUGAUACCGAAAGAUCUGGGGGCUCUUCCCGUGGCCCAGACCGGGACUCUAGCGCUGAGGAAGCUGACGAGCCUGACUCCGACGAUUCUUCGGAAAUGGACGAAGGCGAGUGUGAGAGACGCAGAAACGAAUGUCUCGAUAACUUAGCAAAACUUGAGCGACAGUUCACUGUGCUUCGAGAACAAUUGUACGUAGAGAGAGUGAAGCAAGUUGAAUAUCAACUGGCCGAAGUGAGGGGUGGUCGCUCCCAGGAAUAUCUCGGUCCACUUCGAAGACUGCAGGAGAAUAUGAGAAUCAGAAUCGAAGUAGCCGGCAUACUCAAGCAAAUGAGGAUCGAGAACAUAAAACACAAGUUUGAGGCUGAGGAACAAGCGGCACACCAACAUUUCAAGAGUGAAAAGUGGCUGGCGUACGAGAAUCUAAAAGAAGAUAUACUGGAGAAGAUUAGGAAGUUGGAAGAAGAACGGCAUACCGUAGACCUCUGGUCUAGCGCCCCAGAGUGGGGAAAGAGAAGACGCAAAAGACAAGUCACCGUAUCUCCCCCCUACGUCGUGUACAUGCUACCCGACGCCGACAUAAUGGAAGAUUGGAGAUUGGUCAGGAAACUUCUAGAAAGGGCUGAGUAAUGUUAUCGAAAUUCUUCGUCAUCUAAAUUUUAAAUUUCAUUGAUCGGCAAACCUGUCUUGAUGUCAAAUCAUGUGUAUAUAGAAAUUUCCAAAAUUUAUUUUCAGUUUUCGUCCAAAACCACACGUACUUCAUUAAAAGACAUAUUUUCUACGAUUCAUUCGUUUUUGUUCUGUUGAUUUUGUCAAUCCAACGUUACCGUAAUAAAAAGGUGUUUGAAUA